CCGGGGGCCGGCGGCCGGCGCAGCACCCCGCGCUGCUUCUGCUGCUGCUGCUGCGAUUGCAGCCGCCGCCGCCGCCGCUCGCCCUGCCUCCUCCUCUGCCGCCGCGCCUCCUCCCUCACUAGCCAGCGCGCUCGCCUCCUCGCUAGAUGGUGUGCGAGCCGCCCGAGAAUUAGACACACUCCGGACGCGGCCAAAAGCAACCGAGAGGAGGUGUAGUGUGGUGCCAGGGGGAGGGAGGGGAGGGAGGGAGGGAAAGCGAAGAGGAGGAGGAGGGGAGACAAAAACACCGAAAAACAAAAAGAGAGAAACAACACCCAACAACUAGGAGGGGGGGAAGAAAGAAAGAAAAGAAACCCACCCACCCACCAGAAAAAAAAAAAAAAAAUCCUGUGGCGCGCCGCCUGGUUCCCGGGAAGACUCGCCAGCACCAGGGGGUGGGGGAGUGCGAGCUGAAAGCUGCUGGAGAGUGAGCAGCCCUAGCAGGGAUGGACAUGAUGCUGUUGGUGCAGGGUGCUUGUUGCUCGAACCAGUGGCUGGCGGCGGUGCUCCUCAGCCUGUGCUGCCUGCUACCCUCCUGCCUCCCGGCUGGACAGAGUGUGGACUUCCCCUGGGCCGCCGUGGACAACAUGAUGGUCAGAAAAGGGGACACGGCGGUGCUUAGGUGUUAUUUGGAAGAUGGAGCUUCAAAGGGUGCCUGGCUGAACCGGUCAAGUAUUAUUUUUGCGGGAGGUGAUAAGUGGUCCGUGGAUCCUCGAGUUUCAAUUUCAACAUUGAAUAAAAGGGACUACAGCCUCCAGAUACAGAAUGUAGAUGUGACAGAUGAUGGCCCAUACACGUGUUCUGUUCAAACUCAACAUACACCCAGAACAAUGCAGGUGCAUCUAACUGUGCAAGGGACAUGGAUGAAUCUGGAAACCAUCAUUCUCAGCAAACUGACACAAGAACAGAAAACCAAACACUGUAUGUUUACACUCAUAGUUCCUCCUAAGAUAUAUGACAUCUCAAAUGAUAUGACCAUCAACGAAGGAACCAACGUCACACUUACUUGUUUGGCCACUGGGAAACCAGAGCCUUCCAUUUCUUGGCGACACAUCUCCCCAUCAGCAAAACCAUUUGAAAAUGGACAGUAUUUGGACAUUUAUGGAAUUACAAGGGACCAGGCUGGGGAAUAUGAAUGCAGUGCGGAAAAUGAUGUGUCGUUCCCAGAUGUGAAGAAAGUGAAAGUCGUUGUCAACUUUGCUCCUACUAUUCAGGAAAUUAAAUCUGGCACCGUGACCCCCGGACGCAGUGGCUUGAUAAGAUGUGAAGGUGCAGGUGUGCCACCCCCGGCCUUUGAAUGGUACAAAGGAGAGAAGAAGCUCUUCAAUGGCCAACAAGGAAUUAUUAUUCAAAAUUUUAGCACAAGAUCCAUUCUCACUGUUACCAAUGUGACACAGGAGCACUUCGGCAACUAUACUUGUGUGGCUGCCAACAAGCUAGGCACGACCAAUGCGAGCCUGCCUCUUAACCCUCCAAGUACAGCCCAGUAUGGAAUUACCGGGAGCGCUGAUGUUCUUUUCUCCUGCUGGUACCUUGUGUUGACACUGUCCUCUUUCACCAGCAUAUUCUACCUGAAGAAUGCCAUUCUACAAUAAAUUUAAAGACCCAUAAAAGGCUUUUAAGGAUUCUCUGAAAGUGCUGAUGGCUGGAUCCAAUCUGGUACAGUUUGUUAAAAGCAGCGUGGGAUAUAAUCAGCAGUGCUUACAUGGGGAUGAUCGCCUUCUGUAGAAUUGCUCAUUAUGUAAAUACUUUAAUUCUACUCUUUUUUGAUUAGCUACAUUACCUUGUGAAGCAGUACACAUUGUCCUUUUUUUAAGACGUGAAAGCUCUGAAAUUACUUUUAGAGGAUAUUAAUUGUGAUUUCAUGUUUGUAAUCUACAACUUUUCAAAAGCAUUCAGUCAUGGUCUGCUAGGUUGCAGGCUGUAGUUUACAAAAAUGAAUAUUGCAGUGAAUAUGUGAUUCUUUAAGGCUGCAAUACAAGCAUUCAGUUCCCUGUUUCAAUAAGAGUCAAUCCACAUUUACAAAGAUGCAUUUUUUUCUUUUUUGAUAAAAAAGCAAAUAAUAUUGCCUUCAGACUUUUUCUUCAAAAUAUAACACAUAUCUAGAUUUUUCUGCUCGCAUGAUAUUCAGGUUUCAGGAAUGAGCCUUGUAAUAUAACUGGCUGUGCAGCUCGGCUUCUCUUUCCUGUAAGUUCAGCAUGGGUGUGCCUUCAUCAAAUAAUAUUUUCCUCUUUGUCUCCAACUAAUAUAAAAUGUUUUGCUAAAUCUUACAAACUGAAAGCAAAAAUAAACCAGAAUGAUAAAGUUAAACCAUAUACUAUCUCUAAGUAAUGAAGGAGCUAUUGGACUGUAAAAAUCUUUUCCUGAACUGACAGUGGGGUUUGAGAAUUUUGUCCCAUGCUAACUCAGUUCUUGUGAUGAGAAACAAUUUAAUAACAGUAUAGAAAAUAUACCAUAUGGUUUCUUUAGUUGUAGCUAAAUGUUGGACCCACUGUGGAAAAUCAUUUCCUUUAAAAUGACAGCACAGUCCACUCAAGGGAUUGCCUAGCAAUACAGCAUCUUUUCCUUUCACUAUUGCAAGCCCAAAAUUUUAAGAUGAUUUGUCAGAAAGGGCACAAAGUCCUAUCAGCUAAUAUUACAUGAGUUGGUAAGUGCUCAUCAAUAAUUUUGUUUUGUGGCCGGUAAGUUAGUAUGACAGAGGCAGUGCUCCUGUGGACAGGAGCAUUUUGCAUAUUUUCCACCUGAAAAUAACACUCAAUUGAUAGUCUAGAAUGCAUGUUAUAUGUUUUAAAAGUUCCAAAAUAUGUUAUAACAAACAUUCUAUAUUGGUAUAUAGCAGACCAAUCUCUAAAAUUAGCUAAUUCUUCAAUAAAAUCUUUCUAUAUGGCCAUUUCAGCUCAAACGAGUAAAACCAAAAGGAGACCAUCCUUUAUUUUUUCUUACAUGAUAUAUGUGAGAUGUGAUCAAAUGAAGACAAGACACCUGUGAUAAGAUUAUCUUAGGAUAUACUAAUUAUCAAAUUAUUGUGAAUGUUAAUUAUUUCUACCAUAAAGAAUGAAAACUACAUUUUGGAAGGAAAAUGCUGUUACUGUAGGUAAUACAUUACAGGAAUAGUUUGAUGGUUUCACUCUUUACUAAAGAAAGACCAUCAUUUUGAAAGCCAUUUUACAGGUUUGAUGAGGUUACCAAUUUCACUACAUCUAGAUUUCUACAAAUAGUCCCCUUGUACAAGUCAUAACACAAAGAUCCUACAAUAAAAUUAGAUAUAAUAAAUUUUGUGGUGCUUAUACAUAUUUGAGAUAUCUAGUCAGUUGCCCUGGAGGGAUGGCUUAAAACCUGUGAUUUAUUUUAUCUUCAAGUAAAACUUAGUCCCAAAAUAUACCAUAAAUCAAUUUUAAUUAGAAAAAUGAAUCUUAAAUGAACGGACAUAAGUAUACACUCUUUCCAUAAAAUGGCAAUAAUAAGGCAUAAAGCUAUUAAAUCUACUAACUGUAAUAAAUGGCUGACAUUAUUUUGAUAUAUUAAAAAGAGUUUUUAGAACAAAUAUGGCACUUAAUUUUAUUAUUUAUUUGCUCUUAAAAAUAUUUUUUGUGGAAUUGGAGAAUAAACUACAAAAUAUUAUUUUGUAUUGCAGCUUUAAAGUGGCACACUCCAUAAUAAUCUACUUCCUAGAAAUAGUGGUGCUACCACAAAAGUGUUAACCAUCAGUACCAUUGUUUGGGAGAAAGAAACAGAUCAAGAAUGCAUAUUAUUCAGUGACCGCUUUCCUAGAGUUAAAAUACCUCCUCUUUGUAAGGUUUGUAGGUAAAUUGAGGUUAAACUAUGGAUGAACCAAAUAAUUAGUUCAAAGUGUUGUCAUGAUUCCGAAUUUGUGGAGUCUGGUGUUUUUACCAUAGAAUGUGACAGAAGUACGGUCAUAGCUCAGUAGCUAUAUGUAUUUGCCUUUAUGUUAGAAGAGACUUUCUUGAGUGACAUUUUUAAAUAGAGGAGGUAUUCACUAUGUUUUUCUGUAUCACAGCAGCAUUCCUAGUCCUUAGGCCCCGGACAGAGUGAAACCAUGAGUAUUUAUGAGUUCAAUAUUGUCAAAUAAGGCUACAGUAUUUGCUUUUUUGUGUGAAUGUAUUGCAUAUAAUGUUCAAGUAGAUGAUUUUACAUUUAUGGACAUAUAAAAUGUCUGAUUACUCCAUUUUAUCAGUCCUGACUGUACAAGAUUGUUGCAAUUUCAGAAUAGCAAUUUUAUAAAUUGAUUUAUCUUUUACUCUAUAAUAAUUUUUGUUAGCUAUUCAUUUCAGGAUUAUAUUUUCUACAGGUUCCAUUUGUGGGACUCCUUUUGUUUUCCCUAAUUUUUUUUUUAAAGAAGAAGGAAAGAAAAAUAAGUAGCAGCUGAAAAAUGAAAAUGGAGAGAGAAAAAGAAUGAAAAGGAAAGGAAAUAAAGACAGAAAAAAGGAAGGAUGGAAGGAGUGAAGGAAGGAAGGGAGGAAGGGGAGAAGGAAGAGAAAGGAUGAGAGGGAAGGUAGAAUCAGAAUAUUAGGGUAGUUAACUUACACAUUUGCAUUCUUAGUUUAACUGCAAGUGGUGUAAUUAUGUUUUACAAUGAUCUCAUUUGAAACGUAAGUCCUAUUACACCAUUAAAUUCCUAUUAUGCGGCAAUUAUAUCAUAAAAAGUACUGCCCAAGUUAUAGUAAUAUGGGUGUUUUUGAGACACCAAAGAUUUGAGAGAGAGAAUUUUAAACUUAAAGCCACUUUUGGGGGGUUUAUAACUUAACUGAAAAAUUAAUGCUUCAUCAUAACAUUUAAGCUAUAUCUAGAAAGUAGACUGGAGAACUGAGAAAAUUACCCAGAUAAUUCAGGGCAAAUAAUAUAUAUAUAUAUACAAAUACCCCUAUGUUUAAAGUCAGAAAACUCUGAAAAACGGAAUUAUCAAUCAUCUAUAAUGACCAAAUUUACUGAAAAAUUGUUAAUUUAUCCAUUGUGCUUAGCUUUGUAACACAGCCAAAAGUUACCUAUUUAAUCUUUUCAAUAAAAAUUGUUUUUUGAAAUCCAGAAAUGAUUAAAAAAGAGGUCAGGUUUUUAACUAUUUAUUGAAGUAUGUGGAUGUACAGUAUUUCAAUAGAUAUGAAUAUGAAUAAAUGGUAUGCCUUAAGAUUCUUUGAAUAUGUAUUUACUUUAAAGACUGGAAAAGACUCUUCCUGUCUUUUAGUAAAACAUCCAUAUUUCAUAACCUGAUGUAAAAUAUGUUGUACUGUUUCCAAUAGGUGAAUAUAAACUCGGUUUAUCAAUUAAAA
This is a messenger RNA of Callithrix jacchus (white-tufted-ear marmoset), 5324 nucleotides long. RefSeq names its product neuronal growth regulator 1 (gene NEGR1). The record is from RefSeq and is a predicted model, not a curated record. Lineage: Eukaryota; Metazoa; Chordata; Mammalia; Primates; Cebidae.